This is a messenger RNA of Drosophila mojavensis, 2730 nucleotides long. Its product is annotated as kelch-like protein 22. The record is from RefSeq and is a predicted model, not a curated record. The coding region runs from base 753 to 2597 and encodes 614 amino acids. NCBI's taxonomy places the organism in Eukaryota, Metazoa, Arthropoda, Insecta, Diptera, Drosophilidae. Gene Ontology annotation, molecular function: protein binding. The transcript has 3 exons.
CACACACACACACACACACAUGCAGAAACAAACGCACACUGUCAGACCUAUAAACAAGCGCACACUUUCUAUACAAAACGAAAAAGAGACUCGAGGAAAUAUUUGAUGUAAACGACAGUUGCAACAGUUCUCAAACUACAAAUACAAAAGCAAGCACUCAAUAUUAAAUAUUUACUUUUAGAAAUUCAUAUUCACAUUCAACAAUAAUAACAGUAAAAGGCCCAGUGGACUGUGAGGGGCGCAAGAUCGAAAUUCCACGGAAAAUAAUCUUCAUUAUUUUACCAAGUGGAGUAUAUACAUACAUACAUACAUACAUACAUACAUAUAUAUGCGUGUAUGUUGCGCAUGCACAUAAGGCAACAGCUGGUCGAGAUAUUUACUGUAAACAUAAAGUUCAACCGCGAAUCGAAAUCCGCUUGCCGUCGCCGUCGCCCUCGCCCUCGCCCUCGCCCCCAGCAGCAAGAGAUUCCAUUAGUUUAGUUUAGUCUUUUUUUUUUUUUUGGAUUACUUUUGGUUUCUCCUCUCUUCGACGUACCUUGACUCCCAUAUAUGUGUGUGUGUGCACUGGUGCGCCCUAACCCAAUCGAGAGUCGCUGCCCACUUCGCACUGGAGCAUGCUGUUGCAUUGAGGCGCCAUCACUGUCAUCACUACCAUCAUCAUCAUCAUCUUCGUCAUCACAUUGAGCUUGGGCCCAGGUCCGGGGGAACCAGUGGAACGCUCGUCCCGUUGCUGCUGAUAAGCGAGGCUCACGAUGUCCACAUCCGUUUCGCAGGCCGAGAAGAGCCUGUUGCGCGGCCUGAACCGGCUGCGCUCCCAGGGCAAGCUCACAGAUGUCACGCUCAUCGUCGAGGGGCAUCGCUUCAAGGCUCAUCGGGUCGUGCUGGCGGCCAGCAGCGAUUACUUCUGCGCCAUGUUCGCGGACUGUGCCAUGAUUGAGUCGCGCAAGGAGGAGGUCACACUGUAUGGCGUCUCGGCUCGGGCAAUGAGCCGCAUCAUAGUUUAUAUAUACACAUCACUGCUGGAGCUGAACGUGGACAAUGUGGAGGAGACGCUCGCCGCGGCCACCCAUGUCCAGGUGAAGGAGGUCAUCGAUCGCUGCACCGUCUUCAUGGAGCAAAAGAUUAGCAUGGACAAUUGUCUGGCCAUCGCCAGCAUGGCUGAGAUCUAUGGCCAAUUUGCGCUGGCCGAGCGCGCCUAUCGCUACAUCUGCGCCCACUUGAAGGAGUUUGCGACCACCAGCGAUUUCAAGGAAAUGAAACUGGAGCAGCUCCACUAUAUACUCUCCUGCAACUAUCCGAUCGAUAUACCCGAACUGGAGCUGGUGCGUCUGCUGUGCAGCUACGGCUUCGAGCUGCAGCUGAAGGAGGAGGCACUGGUCGAACUGUUGCGCCUCAUCAAAUGGGAGUUCAUCAGCACUGAGGAAAUGAAGACGCUGCGCUAUCAGAACCACUCGCUGGUCGAGGAGUAUCUGGCCAAGGUGCAGGAGACCAGCAUCAGCCAGGAGACCAUCAACGCCUCGCUUGAUCUCUGCCUGAGACUAGGCCAGGGGCCGACAAAUAUGCGCGGCAUGGAGCUGAGUCUGCUCAAAAUCGGCGGCUUCGAGUGGAAGGGCCUCACCAAUGAGAUUAUGUGCUUCUCCACAAGCAAAAUGAAGUGGUACGAGUUGACCGCCAUACCGCACAUUGAUCAAUGUGAGCAGCAAUCAAGUCAUCCCCAUCGGGAUCAGCUUCGUCUGUUUCGAUUGUCUCUCAUUAUCCAUCACCCAACAGGUAAUUUCGGCACAGCCGUGCUCAACAACGAGCUCUUCAUAGUGGGCGGCGCCUAUGACGUCUGCCUGAAGGAGUACAUCCAUCCGUUUGGCUUCCGCUACUGUCCGCUGCGCGACUCCUGGGUGACCAUAGCUCCCAUCCAGCUGGAUCGCUGCCGUUUCUCGCUCAACGCUGUGGGCAAGCAGUAUCUGUAUGCAGUCGGCGGCAGCGUGGAGUACGAGGACAGCUCGGAGGACGCACUGCGUCGCAUGUCCAAUGUGGAGCGCUACGACAUCGUCACUAACACAUGGACCUAUAUGCCCAGCCUCCAGGAGAAUCGCAGCCAGCAUGCCGGCGUCGUGGUGGGCGACAAGCUCUACAUAUCUGGCGGCAUACACCUGGCCACCAUACUGGCCAGCACCUGGUGCUUCGAUACGAAGACCGAGUGCUGGCAGGAACUGGCCCCCAUGCCCACGCCCUGCUGCGACCACGUCCUGGUGGCCAUCGACAAUCGCAUCUAUGCGUGCGGCGGCUGGCACGAGACCAUGCGCGAGUCCCGAGUGCUGGUGGAGCACAUCUACGCAUACGACAUCCCAACCAAUUCAUGGAGUGUGGAGACCAAAAUACCCGCACCCAAAUUCUACUCGGGCGUCACCACAAUGCGUCGCACCAUCAUCUUUGUGGGUGGCCUGGACUCGACCGAGUCCAUAGACCGUGCCAGUUCGGAGACAAUGGCCUACGAUGUGGACACUGGCAAAUGGUGGCAUCACAAGGACUCGUGGGAUACGCCAAACGAUGUCUGGGAAUCCACAUGCGUGACCAUGUACGUGCCCAGCUGUGUCUCCUAGCGACGCAUCCCACAGCGCGCCUCCCUUGACGAAUUUACGCGACAAUUCAUAGCAUAAUAUGCCAGUGCAUAUCCACGCACACACACACACACACACAUACACAUACAUAUACAUAUACAUAUAUAUAUAUAUA